Messenger RNA from Priapulus caudatus, 2184 nucleotides. Its product is annotated as glutamate--cysteine ligase catalytic subunit-like. NCBI's taxonomy places the organism in Eukaryota, Metazoa, Priapulida, Priapulimorpha, Priapulimorphida, Priapulidae. The transcript is spliced from 2 exons. The coding region runs from base 160 to 2133 and encodes 657 amino acids. Gene Ontology annotation, biological process: glutathione biosynthetic process. Gene Ontology annotation, molecular function: glutamate-cysteine ligase activity. The record is from RefSeq and is a predicted model, not a curated record. Gene Ontology annotation, cellular component: glutamate-cysteine ligase complex.
GGCAGUGAACGUCAAUGCAGCGCUACCGAUUUUAUCAAUAAACGCACGUUUCCGACGCUCUAGCUUACGUUAGCUCAUGGUUAGCUCGCAAAUCAUUACAACGAGAACAGUAAUAGUAGCGGAGCUAACAGGUUGACACACACACCCCGCUCGUGAACCAUGGGUCUGCUGACGGAGGGCUCGCCGCUGAACUGGGACAAGACGCGCGAGUGGGCGCCGUACGUGCGCGAGCACGGCAUUAAGCAGCUCAUCAACCUGUGGCGGCGCCUCAAGGACGUAAUCCACGACGAACUGAAGUGGGGCGACGAGGUCGAAUACACGCUCAUCAAGCUCGACCACGCCUCGAAGACCGCCAAGGUGCUGCUGAAGGGCGAACCGAUCCUACGCGAACUGCAGACGAAGGAGAACAAUAAGACAGUGGACGAGUUCCUCCUGUCAGUCUGGAGGCCUGAGUAUGCGAACUACAUGGUGGAGGGAACUCCGGGCACGCCGUACGGCGGCCUGCUAGCGCACUUCAACAUCGUAGAGGCAAACAUGCGCUACCGGCGCGCCGAGAUGAUGGCGCUACUCGACGACUCGGCGGGCGAGACGGCGCUCAGUCUCACCGCGUUCCCACGCCUCGGAUGCCCCGGGUUCACGGAGCCGCCGGCCGAGCCGCGGCCCGAGACGGAGGAGUCGGCGUCUCGCUCGCUGUUCUAUCCCGACGAGGCGAUCUUCCCGGGUCACCCGCGCUUCCGCACGCUGACGCGAAACAUCCGGCACCGGCGGCGCGAGAAGGUCGCGAUCAACAUUCCCGUGUUCCGCGACGAGCAGACGCGCUCGCCGUUCCGCGAGGACUUUGCGGCGCUCGGCGACGACGGGGAACGCGGGCGGCAGGCACGCGACGAACACAUUUACAUGGACAGCAUGGGCUUCGGCAUGGGCUGCUCCUGUCUGCAGGUGACCUUCCAGGCGUGCUGCGUCGCCGAGGGUCGACUGCUGUACGACCAACUGACGCCGCUCUGUCCGAUCCUGCUCGCGCUGAGCGCGGCGAGUCCGGUCUACCGCGGCUACCUCAGCGACGUAGACUGCCGGUGGGACGUGAUCGCCGCGUCGGUCGACGACCGGACGCGCGGGGAGCGAUCGCUCGAGCCGCUCGCGGACGGGGAGCGGUUCCGCAUCACGAAGUCUCGCUACGACUCGGUCGACAUGUACAUCCACCCGCAGCACGCGUGCUGCAACGACGUCGACGUCGAGUACGACGCGGCCAGCUACGAGGCGCUGCGAGACGCCGGCCUCGACGAGACGCUCGCGAAGCACUUUGCGCACCUCUUCAUCCGCGACCCCGUCGCGCUGUUCAGCGAGAAAAUCCACAUCGACGACGAGCAGGAGACGGACCACUUCGAGAACAUCCAGUCGACGAACUGGCAGACGAUGCGCUUCAAGCCGCCGCCGCCCAACUCCCCGAUCGGUUGGCGCGUCGAGUUCCGUCCGUGCGAAGUGCAGCUCACCGACUUUGAGAACGCGGCGUACGUCGUGUUCGUCGUGCUUCUCACGCGCGUCAUCCUCUCCUACCAGCUGAACUUCGUCGUUCCGAUCUCGAAGGUCGACGAGAACAUGCGGGAGGCGCAGAAACGCGACGCCGUCCGCACGGGUCGCUUCUGGUUCGCGAAGGACCUCAUGACGCGCAACUCGCCGCCGGAGGCCGCCACCUGCCUCCGCGAGUGCAAGGCGGCGACUAACAGCCCCCAGUGCGCCGGCACGUGGGAGCGCAUGGGCAUCGACGAGAUCGUCAACGGGAAAGAGGGAACCUUCCCCGGUCUCGUCCCGCUCAUGCAGAGCUACAUGCAGAGCAUUGAGAUCGACGUCGACACGGCGUGUACGAUCAACCAGUACCUGGCGCUGAUCCAGGGCCGCGCCGCCGGCCGGCUGAAGACGUUCGCGCGCUACACGCGCGACUUUGUGACGUCGCACGCGGAGUACGGGCGAGAUUCGGUCGUGUCGCCGCGCGUCACGUACGACUUCAUCGCUCGCUGCGAUCGCAUCAGCCGUGGAGAGGAGUGUCCGGAGCUGUUCGGCGGCAAGGUGACGAAGACCGCGGACGAGAUCCCUACUGCUGUGAAGAAGGCCAACAGCACGCUGACACCACAGUAGUAGCAGCAGUAGCAAUAACAGCAGCAGCAGCAAUAGCAGCAAUAGCAGCAU